This is a messenger RNA of Erinaceus europaeus (western European hedgehog), 6412 nucleotides long. RefSeq names its product fibroblast growth factor 12 (gene FGF12). Gene Ontology annotation, cellular component: cytoplasm. Gene Ontology annotation, molecular function: fibroblast growth factor receptor binding; growth factor activity. The record is from RefSeq and is a predicted model, not a curated record. NCBI's taxonomy places the organism in Eukaryota, Metazoa, Chordata, Mammalia, Eulipotyphla, Erinaceidae. Gene Ontology annotation, biological process: cell differentiation; positive regulation of gene expression; animal organ morphogenesis. Bases 817 to 1602 code for a protein of 261 amino acids. The transcript has 6 exons.
CAGCUGGAGACAGCUGCACCGCCUGGCGCCCCAACCCCGACUCUGGCUAACCGCUCCCACUUCGCGCCUCUCGGAAUCCCAGAAGUCCGGGUGGCGGGCUCCCCCCAGCCCUUCCAACCCUCCCCCCCCCAACCGCGGCCGCCGGUGCGAUGCAUUCCAUAGACCUCACUCUGCCAGGACUGACCUCCUAAGCUCCAGAACUACGGGCUACAGGGAGUUAAAUUGCUGCCUUCCUUUCUUCGCUCUUGCGGUUGGUAGCUUGUUUUUUCUAAAGGAACGUUUUAUUCACUUUUUAGUAUUUUCUACUGGGGUGGGGCACGUUACCCACCUCGGUCAAGACGCUGCUUUAUAAAGGUUUUGUUUUUUUUAAUGUAUGUGUAGAUAUACUUUGGACACCUUACAACGCUUGCGCCUCUCCAUCAGGGACACGGCUUGUUGUUUUGGACAUCCUUCUUCCUCUUCCACUUGGUACUCCUGAACGCAGUGUGACCAAACUCCUCACUGCCCCCUAGGACGCGGAUUGCCUUGGAGUGCUAGAGUCUAGUUGGUUGGAAGGCCUGGGACCGCCCCGCCCCCACCGGCCAGAGGUUGGGGAAGUUUACAUCUGGGUUUUCACACAUUUUUGUCGCCACUGCCCAGACUCAGACUAACCUUGUGGGCGCCGGGUUUUCUGUACUGCAGCCUCCUCAAAUAUUAGCACUGCCUCCCAGCGCCUGCCCUGUCCCUCCUGGCCGCAGAGGUCCUGCCCUCGCUCCAGCGGAGAAAGAUCCCGAGGGCGCCGUGGAGCCUGGGGCCUGGGGCCCGCGCUGAGCAGCUAUGGCUGCUGCAAUAGCCAGCUCCCUGAUCCGGCAGAAGAGACAGGCAAGGGAGUCCAACAGCGACCGGGUGUCGGCCUCCAAGCGCCGCUCCAGCCCCAGCAAAGACGGGCGCUCUCUGUGUGAGAGGCACGUUCUUGGGGUAUUCAGCAAAGUGCGCUUCUGCAGCGGCCGCAAGAGGCCAGUGAGGCGGAGACCAGAACCCCAGCUGAAAGGAAUUGUGACAAGGUUAUUCAGCCAGCAGGGAUAUUUCCUGCAGAUGCAUCCAGAUGGUACUAUUGAUGGGACCAAGGACGAAAACAGUGACUACACCCUAUUCAAUCUAAUUCCCGUGGGCCUGCGUGUGGUGGCCAUCCAAGGGGUGAAGGCCAGCCUCUAUGUGGCCAUGAAUGGUGAAGGCUAUCUCUACAGCUCAAAUCUGUUUUACAAAGGAUAUAAUUUCAAGGAUAUAACUUCAAAGCCAUAUAUGGAUGUGUUCACUCCUGAAUGCAAAUUUAAGGAAUCUGUGUUUGAAAACUACUAUGUGAUUUAUUCUUCUACUCUAUACCGUCAACAAGAAUCAGGUCGAGCCUGGUUUCUGGGACUCAAUAAAGAAGGUCAAAUUAUGAAGGGAAAUAGAGUGAAGAAAACCAAACCAUCAUCACAUUUUGUACCAAAACCAAUAGAAGUGUGUAUGUACAGAGAGCCAUCACUACAUGAAAUUGGAGAAAAACAAGGACGUUCAAGGAAAAGUUCUGGAACACCAACCAUGAAUGGAGGCAAAGUUGUGAAUCAGGAUUCAACAUAGCUGAGAACUUUUUCCUUCACCCCUUUCUCAUCCUUCCCCUGACUUUCCCCUCCCCAUAAACUAGUUCCUUCCACUAAAUCCACCCAAGGAGAGGAAACUAAAAUGGCAACGUGGGACCUUAUGGCUAAGAUUCUGCAUUCAAAAUCUUCCUUUGUGUAGGACAAAAAAAAAUCAUCAAACCAAAGCUUGCCUAUUGUAAUGUGGUAGAAAAUACUCAUGCACAGAGUUAAGCACAUAUUAAAGCAAAGAAAAAUUUAAUCAAGAUUCCAAAAACGUUAAAAUAAUAUACAUUACUGUUAAUAGAGCUAAUUGUAAUGAAGGUAGGACUAUAAUAAAGAUGAAAUAAAGCCAUUAGACAAAAAAGAGGGUUUUGGUGAAUUGAAGUUGCAAAUCAAUGUAGUAUCCUAAGUAGUUUCUCUGGAUGAUGUUGAGUUGUGUUUUUUGUUUUGAUUUUGUAUUAUCUUUAGGCAUUAGAAGUUGACACGUAAUUAAAUUGUUUCCAGAGUUGUUUUACUAUGAUGUUUAAAAUGUAUAAUUUAUAGAUUCUUCUAUUACCUCUAAAAAUACAUAAGCAUAAAUCAUUUAACAUCAAGAGAAGUUUAAAUUUUAAUUAUUUUAUUCUAAAAUUUUGUAUUUAAAAUGGUUUAUGCAGAGAAUAGUUUUACAUCAAAUCUAAUAGUAUUCACUUUAUAAAGAUUUCAGUUUCUCCUAGGAAAAUAUAAUAUUUUGUAUUGAAAGUAUUAAAUAAAUAUCCCAUUCUUUAAUCAUUAAAAUAUAUAUAUUGUCUAACACUAAAGUAACUAAUAGAAGUUAUUUUAUUGUCAUUCUUAUACAAUGAUGUUUAAGUUACUUCUUAUUCUUUGGCAUACAUUUUUAUUGUUACUGGAGCUUGACAGUUCUGAGCACAACAUUUGCAGAUAGAAACAGGCAGAAGCAAAGAAGGAAAGAUACUACAGCAUGGAAGUUUCUGUCACUGCAGUCAGUGGGGGAUGGAUAUGAAUCUGGACCAUGUAUAUGGCAAAGCAGGCUCGCUAUCAAAGCCAGUUACCUUGCUGAUCCCACAUUCUUACAGUUUGAUAUGAGUUUACUUUGUGGACACAUUUGAAAGUAUAGGUGCAUGUCUACCCUCUUAGAGAAUUUUGACCGUCUAUUUCAGCAGGGGAAAAAAAUUACAAAGGGAAAUCAGUCUUAGGAAACUGGUUAAAGCAAAUUGUAUUUGCCUCUUUGUACAUUACCACAGUUUACAUAUGUAGGGUUUUCUGAAUUCUGCCAAGACGUUGAGAUAUAGUUGAGAAAUUCUUCACUUACUUAAACCUUCUGAUGUUAAUGGCUUGUUUGUUCCUGCAUAUCCUUGUUUACAAGUCUAAUUGACAGUGUGUCUCUAGACAGGUAGAAGAUAGUACACUGAAGUUUCAAGAGGUGUAGAGAAACUAUGAAAUUAACAGCUAUGACACCAACAGACUGCAUUGUUUGUGAGCUACUUAAAGUAGUAAAACAAAACACACUGUAAAACUAAGCAAAGGUAUAAUGAGGAAUGCUAACAAAUUUGAAGAAUAGUAGGAAAGAGAUGUUUUGCAAGUGUCUUGGAAAAAAAAAUAGAUCUACUUAGUCCUACAAAUCAAGAAUGGUGUAGAAACAUCCAAAUUAAAAUAACACAAAACAGAGUGUUAAAAUAUAUGCAGAAUUUUGGACCUUAUCAAUGAGGAAACAUAGCCUGUUACUUCUCCUUUAGCUCUACUGUCCAGCAUGUAUUGUCCCAAAUAUGAUUCCCUAAAAUAUAUACACAUUACAGAGCUCUAGGUUCUUACUUCAAUGACCUUGGCAUUGAUUGCUGACUUUUUUCCAAGGUCAGUGUAGGUUCCCUCACUUUACAGAAUCAUGAUUCUUCAGUAGUGGUUUGUGCCCUUCACCAAGUAUUCUAUUUAUGCAUUCAGGAAGUUAGCAGAAAAGGAAAUAAAAGAAUUUACUUAGUUGUGAAAAUUUAAAGCAAUACAUCUAGACAAGAAUUUUAAAUACAUACCUGUGAGAUAUAUUUAAUAAAACCUUUGAAAGGUAAUGAUUAAAAGCAUUUCAACUUUCAAAAAGAAUGUUGCUCUGUAGGAAAAUAAUAACUGCAAAAACACAAAUGUGCUUAUAUUUCUUCUAGUCAUUCUUGAUUCAAAUUAAGUAUGAACACAGCUGUCACUUCCCAGGGACCAAAUUCCAAGUAAAAGCAUCAUUUUCAAAGAAAAGUCAAGGGUGACUGUAUAAAAUGGGUCUAGGGCUUACUGAGAAUUAAAUGACUUAAGCUUUUAUGUUGAUAUGAUGGUAUAAACAUGCACAUGUACAUACAUACACACAAGAAACUCAUCUGUAACGCAAUUGACAGUUCCACAGAAAUAUUAUCAGUUUUAUGGAUGCUAUAAUAGCAGAAUAUAUUUAAUCUGGAUAAAUGUUAUAAAACUAUGAUAGAGAUAGAAAUUCCCAACAAAAUUCAUUCCUACAAUUUUACUGACCUAACACUGUUUAUCAUAUGAACUCAUUUGUGCCCUUUAGAUACAAGUUAAGCAGAGUUCUGACCACCCAUAUUAUUUAAGCAAAUAUUCACCAUAGUAAAAUGUUUGGAAGUUAGUUUUAUAUUAUUUACAAUACAUUUCAGAAAAUGAACUGGAUACUUUAUAUUAUUUCUUUUCCAUAUUAAUGAAAAUCUCUAGUUGAGAGAACAAGGUAAAUAAUUUGCUUAACUUUUGACUGCUCUUUAAGCACAUUAAACCCUUAAAAGAAAAAUGUCAGUAUUCACUGUCUAGGCUUUACAAAAACCAACAAAUAUAAACACAUACUUAUAUUAUUUAUUUUCUUUAAAAUGUAAGCAAGUUUGGUUUGUGUUUCAGGGUUAUUACAAGUAAAAGAAUCAUUUGAUUUUCAUCAUCACAAUUUCUGGGUCUUUAUGUAUUCAUCACUUAUUUCCCCUAUAAGAUAAAUUAAGUGAAAUGAGCAUUUUUUUUGCCCCAAAGCAUUAGAAUUUACUCAUGAGAAAAAUUAUAUUUAGUUAAUCUUUGUACUUAGUCAAUAUAGAGAUGAAUAUCUUCUAAGAGUUCUCAUUUUAGUGUAUCAAAAUCAUCGGGCUUAAGAAUGAACUCAAAAGUUUGGAAAAUCUCAUAAAGUAGAUCUGCUCCAUAAAUAUUAACUGAUUUUAAGGUAAGAAUUUGAAGGGGAGGAACAAAAUGAUGCUGAAGUCCCAUUUGCUAAUCCAGAAACUAUUGUGUUCAGGAAACUGGAGGACAGAAAAUGAAUUUACUGUUUACCAUAGUAAUACUUUGGGUUUUCAAUUUUACUUAUGAAAUUCAUAUCACACUUUAGUCUGUAAAUUAACACAAUAAAGAGACAUCAAUCUGGCAAAAAUUGUGACAAUUUAUGAACCUGAUUCUAAUCCUGAUAGCUUUUAACAACAAUUCUUCUGUUUAAGAUAUUGACUGUACUGUAGAUUGGUGGUACUGUGGUACCACUAGCAAGAGAGGAGUGUAUUAAGGGAAAAUGACUUAUUUUGUAUUGAGAAUCUUGAGGGUCCUGAGGACUACUGAUUUCUUGGUGAAGAAGCUUGACUUCAUUUUUUUUUCAGGAAAGACCCAGAAAUAGCAAAUCUACUAUUCCACUCUGAUAAUUCACAUGGCUAUAAAGCCUUGUUCUAAGAAGGUUAUCCAUGAUGUUGCUUAAUUUCAUCUGCUCAAGGUGAAAUACAUUCAAAUAUAAAAAAUCCCUGCUUAUUUUAAUAUCAUCAAAGGCUGAGAUUAUUUCUCUGUCAUAAAAUUGUAAAUAGCAUUUUUUAAAUCAGAAUCACAUUUAAAAAGAGUGGAUUGUUCUACAAAUAUAUAUGUGUAUAUAUACAUAUGCUUCUGAAAUAAGGAUAUAUUAUAUAGAGUUUUUAUUUGAUUUGUGGUCUUUAGUCAUAGGUAAUCAAACAUUAAAGGGAUUUGAAUGCAAAACUUUAUAUAUAAAUGUAUAUUUCUUAUGAUAGUAUAAAUUGCCACUUUAUAAUAAAAAAUGAAAGAGGAACAAUAAUCAAAGCACAUGCUCCUUCAGAACUUCAGUGAUUGAGACCCCUCUUUGAUGUAGAGGUAACUUUUUCAUUUCUAAAAAGUUACUUAAAAAGACAAAUGCUUGCUGAUACAUACUGCACUAUAAUGUAUGCCGGAUUAUAAUAUUAUAGUAGAGGGAAAGGAAAAGUUCUAUAUGCAGAGUUUUAUUUUUCAAUAUUGUUUUCUGGACCCCAUGCUAAAAAAUUCAAUAUUCAAAAUUCAAAGUAAUUGAAAAUUGCUAAUGUUCAGAGAUGAUGUAUUUGAUUACUGUAACAAAAUAGAAGAAAAAAUACAUUUAACAUUGUGAAUAUAGCAUUAAAGUGUCAUAAUAAUAAAAAUUCCAUCAUUAGUUAUUGUACUAGUUGGAAAGAAUGAAUUGAUGUUUUGUUGUCUUUGUUCCAAGCACAACCUGAAAAUAGUAGCAUUCAUUUUACUUGAAACUGUUCUAAAGUCCAAAAUACACACCCAUAAAUAGAACUGGUAUUACCUGUAUUACAAGGUUAAAUGUUGCAAUCUUCAGAAAUUAUUGACACUGAAAUGUUUAACAAAUAUGUUGUAUGAGAAACUGAACAAAUUAAUGUUUCAUUUUUGCAUUAAAGAACAAAUUAUUCAAAUAACUUGUUUUUGAGAUCAAAUUUGUAAAAUGUUUAUACAUCACAACCUCCCUGAAGUGAAAAACAAUUGAAAUCUUGAAAUAUUCAUGCAUGUAGACAAAAUACUUGCAUUUUUAACAUUAAAUUUAUUUCAGAAGUCUC